Carcharodon carcharias (great white shark) is the source of this 484-nucleotide messenger RNA. It is a transcript of the gene sec61g, whose product is annotated as SEC61 translocon subunit gamma. Lineage: Eukaryota; Metazoa; Chordata; Chondrichthyes; Lamniformes; Lamnidae. The record is from RefSeq and is a predicted model, not a curated record. Bases 166 to 372 code for a protein of 68 amino acids. Gene Ontology annotation, molecular function: transmembrane protein transporter activity. Gene Ontology annotation, biological process: post-translational protein targeting to membrane, translocation; protein targeting. The transcript is spliced from 4 exons. Gene Ontology annotation, cellular component: membrane; Ssh1 translocon complex.
GACACCUGCCGAAUGACCUCCGUCAACACGCCCAGAGAGAGGAAGUCGUCAAGUCCUCAUUUCCGGAACAAGCUGCAUAGUUAGCUUCCUCUUCCAGUGUGCAACGUCAGCGGCUACAGAAUACUGAUAUCUCUGCAGAGAAAGAGAGGAACAGAAGAGAAUACAAUGGAUCAAGUAAUGCAGUUUGUGGAGCCCAGUCGUCAAUUCGUAAAGGAUUCAAUCAGACUUGUGAAAAGAUGUACAAAGCCUGACAGGAAAGAAUUUCAGAAGAUUGCCAUGGCAACAGCAAUUGGAUUUGCCAUUAUGGGAUUCAUUGGUUUCUUUGUAAAGCUUAUCCACAUCCCCAUUAAUAACAUUAUUGUUGGUGGUUAAGACUUUUCAACUGACCUCAUGCAGUUAGGGUAGGGAAUGAAGAUGGGAGGACACCAAGGAACAUUACUUCAAUAUUUUACGCUGUUAUAAAUAAAAGUCUCAUUUGGAAUUA